AUGCCGUCUAAGAGCCUCAAGCUGAAGGUCGCCAAGGCGAAAGCCACCUUUGAAAUGUCAAACGAUCAAAAGGAGAAGAAGAAAGCGGCCGAUUGGCUCCGGGAGCACCGUCUCAUGGACGACAAGGGGGGGUUCUUUUUACCAAGCUCGUCUGUUCGGGCCAAGCCACCCAAAACUCAGAAGGCGCCGCCUGCCGAGCGACGCGAAGUGCAGUUCGAGCGCGAAGAGGCCUGUUCGCCAGUUCGAGAUGCCUCAUUGAAAAAGAAACCCGUUCGCGCCGCUACACCCUUUCACAAACCUCGCGCUUUACCACUUGAAGAAGAUGAAGAGAAUGACGAUUUCGAACCCGUCGACGAGACAUUGGCAGCUGAAGAAGAAACUUCCGAGGUCGAAGAGACCCGCGAGCCCAAUGAAUUCGAGAACGUGGACGACGAUGACGAGCCAGAGUCUCAAUGCUUCGAUGGACGCGACGUGGUGAUUGCUGUCCUUGUUGGGGUGAUUGGAUUGUUGGUCGAGAAGUACGUAUUCAACAAGUCCGGAUAA
Molecule: messenger RNA, 543 nt
Organism: Seminavis robusta
Lineage: Eukaryota; Bacillariophyta; Bacillariophyceae; Naviculales; Naviculaceae
Source: the annotation of a GenBank genome assembly